AUGACGACUGUUUUGAAGAGUAGUCUGAGAAUCGGGCGGCUAAGAAGCAUACUAGAGAGAUCAGUUCCUAACGCAAGCUUAGCACGACAUUCCUGGGUGGUCAAAAGAUAUCAAAGUACUACAGACCAAAAAGAAGUUAACAAGACAAAGGAAAAAUCGAGCAAUGGCGGAUAUUUCAAAAAGGCGCUUUUAACCUUUUUAGUUCCGUACACUGGGUACGCACUUUACAUCAUUACUCAGGCUAACGCUGAAAUAAAUGAGCGGGAAAAGCAAGUAAAGCAACACAAAGAUGAUAAGCACUUCAACGCAACAUUGGUCAAGUACUCAACGCUUGAAGUACUGGGUCGUUUUGCCAAUCCUUUCAAAGAAUAUCGUGUUCUCACGGCUUUUGAGUUUUCGCUUAACCGCGUUCUUGAACUUUUCGAGCGAAAUCGUGGUGGAAUUCCUACCUGUGAGCAUUCUAUGGAUGAACUCAUGCCCAUUCACUCGCCCACAUGGGUUAAUAAUGACCAAUGGAACAGGAAUGAUUCCACGGAACUAACAGUCCAGAUACUGGACGCAAAUCAGAAUCUCGGCUCGCAAACUACUGACGGUUCACAAGAUCUACCUGUACACUCCACAUGGCUAGGACAAUCGUGCAAUUUCGUGGUAUACAAUGACUUUAAGAUUCUUACUGAUCCACUAUUUACCGAACAUCUAAUCCAUGAGACACUAGGCCCUAAGAGAAUCACUAAAAUGCCCUCAGAUAUAGACCAGGUUCCAACUCCCGACAUUAUACUGGUUUCGCAUAAUCAUCCUGACCAUUUGGAUUUCAAGAGCAUGGAAUUUUGGGGUUCAAAUGGGAAAUACCACCCGCUAUGGGUCGUACCUCAAGGAAUGGCCCAGUUCAUGAGGGAUCACGAUGUAAAUAAUGUAAUCGAGCUCUCCUGGUGGGAAACUGCGCAAAUUGAGAAAGGUGGCUCGGUUUACAAUGUUUCGUGCACACCGGCGAUGCAUUGGUCAGGCAGGUCACUCGUUGAUACCAACCGGUCUCUUUGGUGUUCAUUCUUAUUUUCGCAUAAUGCAAAACCUAUCAUGUUUCAUGCGGGGGACACCGGAUAUGUUUGGGAUUUAUUUAAAAGAAUAAGCAAUCGCUACGGAAGAGGAGUCAAACUGGCCUUACUUCCCUGCGGUCAAUAUUGCCCUGCGUGGCAUCAAAAACCAAGGCACAUAAAUCCAGAAGAGGUGCUGAAAAUCAAAAAGGAUCUUGAAGCUCAAAAUGUGCUUGGUGUUCAUUGGGGCACAUUUGUGUUAAGCGGUGAGUAUUUUCGCGAGCCCAAGGAAAAGCUUGAAAUGUUGGCAGAAUGGGAAGGGGUAAGAGAUACAUGUUACUGCCCAGAAUUGGGGAAAACCGUUACCUUCAAAUAA
This is a messenger RNA of Lachancea nothofagi CBS 11611, 1407 nucleotides long. The record is from the annotation of a GenBank genome assembly. Lineage: Eukaryota; Fungi; Ascomycota; Saccharomycetes; Saccharomycetales; Saccharomycetaceae.